AUGGAGCCCAUGCUGCUGUGCCCAAGUUCCUCCAAGAGCAGGGCAGCCCCAGACGUUGUAGGCAAGAAGAACGCGGGGCAGGAGGGUAGGGAGGCUGGAUUGUCUAACCGAGUCCCUCGCCUCCUCUGCCCACAGGCCCUUCUCCUCCUGGGGCUGAACUCCAUCUCCGCCUCCCUCCAGGACCAGCAUUGCGAGAGCUUGUCCGUGGCCAGCAACGUCUCUGGACUGCAGUGCAAUGCUUCCGUGGACCUUAUUGGCACCUGCUGGCCCCAGAGUCCUGCAGGGCAGCUGGUGGUUCGACCCUGCCCUGCUUAUUUCUACGGCGUCCGCUACAAUACCACAAACAAUGGCUACCGGGAGUGCCUGGCCAAUGGCACGUGGGCCGCUCGCGUGAACUACUCCGAGUGCCAAGAGAUCCUCAGCGAGGAGAAGAAGAGCAAGGUGCACUACCACAUCGCGGUCAUCAUCAACUACCUGGGCCACUGCAUCUCCCUGGCGGCCCUCCUGGUGGCCUUUGUCCUCUUUCUGCGGCUCAGGAGCAUCCGGUGCCUGAGAAACAUCAUCCACUGGAACCUCAUCUCAGCCUUCAUCCUGCGCAAUGCCACGUGGUUCGUGGUUCAGCUCACCAUGAGCCCCGAAGUCCAUCAGAGCAAUGUGGGCUGGUGCAGGCUGGUGACAGCCGCCUACAACUACUUCCACGUGACCAACUUCUUCUGGAUGUUCGGCGAGGGCUGCUACCUGCACACGGCUGUCGUGCUCACGUACUCCACGGACCGGCUGCGCAAAUGGAUGUUUAUCUGCAUCGGCUGGGGUGUGCCUUUCCCCAUCAUUGUGGCCUGGGCCAUUGGAAAGUUGUACUACGACAAUGAGAAGUGCUGGUUUGGCAAAAGGCCUGGGGUGUACACUGAUUACAUCUACCAGGGCCCGAUGAUCUUGGUCCUGCUGAUCAAUUUCAUCUUCCUUUUCAACAUCGUCCGCAUCCUCAUGACCAAACUCCGGGCAUCCACCACCUCUGAGACCAUUCAGUACAGGAAGGCUGUGAAGGCCACUCUGGUGCUGCUCCCCCUCCUGGGCAUCACGUACAUGCUGUUCUUCGUGAACCCUGGGGAGGACGAGGUCUCCCGGGUCGUCUUCAUCUACUUCAACUCCUUCCUGGAAUCUUUCCAGGGCUUCUUCGUGUCUGUGUUCUACUGCUUCCUCAACAGCGAGGUCCGCUCUGCCAUCCGGAAGAGGUGGCACCGCUGGCAGGACAAGCACUCAAUCCGUGCCCGUGUGGCUCGCGCCAUGUCCAUCCCCACCUCCCCCACCCGUGUCAGCUUUCACAGCAUCAAGCAGUCCACAGCAGUGUGA
This is a messenger RNA of Budorcas taxicolor (takin), 1350 nucleotides long. It is a transcript of the gene CRHR1, whose product is annotated as corticotropin releasing hormone receptor 1. The record is from RefSeq and is a predicted model, not a curated record. Gene Ontology annotation, cellular component: plasma membrane; neuron projection. NCBI's taxonomy places the organism in Eukaryota, Metazoa, Chordata, Mammalia, Artiodactyla, Bovidae. Gene Ontology annotation, biological process: adenylate cyclase-activating G protein-coupled receptor signaling pathway; cell surface receptor signaling pathway. The transcript has 14 exons. Gene Ontology annotation, molecular function: corticotropin-releasing hormone binding; corticotrophin-releasing factor receptor activity; corticotropin-releasing hormone receptor activity. Bases 1 to 1350 code for a protein of 449 amino acids.